GAUAGAACGUGCCGCUGCAGGCACCGGCUUUUCCCGGGGAGUCCCUGACUCAAACCCGCUAGGCGGGCUCGGGUCCCGCACAGGGGAAAAGGCAGCAGGGGCUGCCAGGAGUCUGGGUCGCUGCAGAGGAAUGGUGCCCUGAGCUGGUGCCUUGCUGUGAGGAGAUGCCCGCAGGAUGCCUUUCACAAUGCCCGUGGGCAUGAGAAGACUCCCGCAGCAGCAGAGUGUCUGGUGGGCAUUUAGCAGCCGUGAUGUGGGAGUGUCAGGUGGUGAGGAGACCAUGCCGCCGGCCUGCCGAGGCUUGAGAUUGACUAGGUCUGGUGAAGGUGGCCCGGGAAGGAAGGACAUACGUGGCAGCUUGGAAACCAUAAGUGACCUCUGAUGAGAUGAGGCUCCUCACUAGCCCGUUGCGCCGGAUGCUGUUGAGCCUCCAGAAUCUCUGUGAAGGAGAGGGAGGGAGUCCUGCCAAAUGCUGUGUCCUAAACCCCCACCGCCUGCUUCGGAGGGAGAAUUUCAGUGCUAAAGUGACAGCCAUUGAGCUGGUCAGCUACUGGCGAGGUGUGUUUGAGGCGAAUGGGAUCCCUGAAGCACAGGAAUCCAGCGAGUAUAUCGUUUCCUACGUCCUGGGAGCAAAGACAUUUCACAGCUUGGGUGCUGGCAGCCUCUCCACCCCGCUCACAUUGGAGCAGCGGCAGCAGAUCCAGCAGCUGAGUAUGAAGCGGCUACAAAGGAUGCCUGUGCAGUACGUCCUUGGUGAGUGGGAUUUCCGGGAACUGACCCUCAAGAUGAGACCCCCAGUCUUCAUUCCUCGGCCCGAGACAGAGGAUCUUGUCUCCUUGGUGUUGGAAGAAGCAUUACAGAGGAGUGGGAGCCCUGCAGUUAUUGCGGGUCACCAGUGCCCCACCAUUGUCCCUCACCCUGUGAUCCUGGAGAUCGGCUGUGGCUCAGGGGCUAUUGCACUGAGUUUACUGAGCAAACUGCCCAAGAGCUGGGUAAUAGCUGUGGAUAAAGAGGAAGCUGCUGUGAAUCUCACCAGAGAGAAUGCUCAGAGGUUGCAGCUACAGGACAGGAUAAGAAUUCUUCGCUACAAUGUCUUCUCCGGUUCCUGGGAGCAGCUCCUCCCCUGGGGUCCUGUGGACACUAUAGUCAGUAACCCACCUUAUGUCUUCCAUGGAGACAUGACUCACCUGGCUGAAGAGAUCCUCAGCUACGAGGACCUUGGUGCCCUGGAUGGGGGAAAUGAUGGGAUGAGAGUGAUCAAAAAAAUUCUGGCUCUGGCUCCUUGUAUCCUGAAGGAUCAUGGGAGUGUGUUUCUAGAAGUUGAUCCCAGACACCCAGAGAUGGUGGAAAACUGGCUGCAGAAUCACCCUGACCUGUCCCUCUCCGUCUCUGCCACCCACAAGGACUUCUUUGGAAAGCCAAGGUUCCUACACAUCCAAAAGCAUAAAGCAGGUGACCGCAUCAACAAGAACAGCUUUGCUUGUCCGAGCGAUCAUCUCCCUGGAGUUUCUUGCUGAGUCGUCUGUUGGAUCCCUGCACAGCAACAGGAACCUGGCCCUCCACUGCAUUUCCCAGCAUUCUGAUCUCUUCAGAUGGUCACUGGUGCAUCCAUUGCUGACAGAGAAUUUCACUUGGAGGAUCACUAGAAAGGAGGUGGGGCAGGGGUCCGAGUCUGCAGAGGUGUUUCAGCACCCACAGACGGUCGGACACAGAUUAUUAGCUCAGUCAGCUAAAGCAAGAAAUAGGUAUGAGAACCUAGCAUAGAGGGAAUCUCAAUUCCAAGCAUCUCAUUUUUUUGAAGCUGCAAAUACAUAUGAUAAAAAUACAACUUCUCCAUGCAUCAAAUGGCACUUUUAGUUCAUAAUGAACAGCAUAGGUCUUGCCCUGGAAAAAGAACUUAAGAUUGUUGGUAGGUCUGUUUCUUUUUAAUUAUUAUUUUUUAAACCUCCACUUUCAAAGCCUAUGAAUUCUUUUAGCGGGUAUGCUCGGAGAUUCCAGAACUAAUGCUUCAGAUUCAAUUCUGUCCCCGCAGCCCCCAGUGUUCCUGAGUGAUCCUACCAUGACAAAGCACCGAGUGCAGCCUGUCGCUUCUGAGCAGCUCUCCAACAACAAGCCAGCAUGCACAGUCUUGCUCUCCUGAGCAACCUUUCAGUAACAAACCAGCACAUUUGCAGCCAUUAUUCCCAAACGGGCAGUAUUCUACAGCUCAGACAAUGGGAUCCAUAAUGGAAUGCUUUGUGAGGAAGAUGUGGGAUGGGUUUAAACCAGAAUUUAGUGGUAAUCGACUCCUUUCUUUGGCAAAUCUAGUUUUAGACAGAAAGGGGAAAGCCUUGUAUCUGAAGACUUGAGGACUGUGUUUAGAAAGUGUAGCUCUUUCUGGCAUCCUUGGCUUAUUUCCAGAGUCCUGUUACUUUAGGUCCUGUUAUUUUAGCUCCAGAGCAGUGGUCUCCAAUCUUUU
This is a messenger RNA of Terrapene triunguis (Three-toed box turtle), 2458 nucleotides long. RefSeq names its product HemK methyltransferase family member 1 (gene HEMK1). The record is from RefSeq and is a predicted model, not a curated record. Gene Ontology annotation, cellular component: mitochondrion. The transcript is spliced from 11 exons. The coding region runs from base 387 to 1517 and encodes 376 amino acids. Gene Ontology annotation, molecular function: nucleic acid binding; protein methyltransferase activity. Gene Ontology annotation, biological process: protein methylation. NCBI's taxonomy places the organism in Eukaryota, Metazoa, Chordata, Testudines, Emydidae.